UAUGACAUGAGUAGACUCAAAGUUUUAAUUCUAAUUCGUAUUUUCUAACAACAUUGAUAAUACAGAUAUUGUAGGACAUUUCAAUAUUUAUUAGUAAAUAAUAAAAUUAGUACAAUUUACGAUAUAACUACAUUUAUUAGUUAUAACUAGGAUAUGACCAUUUAGAUUGUUCUUAAAUCAACUAUCUCAACUACAAAAGGCAAAAUUGUUUUACGCGUGCCUGUACACGUAUUACUAAUAGGAAUUAAUAUUUAAUAUACAAUGGUCAAUAUAGUCAUUGCUGGACUGCCUAAAAAUGUGAAAGUCCCAAAAUUCAUAUCAUUUUUAGAGAAGACAUUAUUUGAGGAUGGUAUUAAAGCAAGAUUAACAAAUACUAGUCUUAUUGAUGGGUCUAUAAAGUCCAUUACAUUGAAUAUGAGAUCAGAAGAUGCACGUAAAACUCGUAGAUACUUAAAUGGCUUGGCAUAUCCAUAUGGUGGGAAGGAGUAUGUUCUUGAAUGUUUUAGUCAAGAUAUUAAAACCUUGGCACAUCCAAGAGACAGAGCACCCGGUGACAAUCACAAAGCAUUAUCAACCAACGGAAGGUAUUCCCAUAGUCCUGAUCAUUCGAAAAGUCCGAUUGGAAUUAAGGAAGAACUUGAAAGGAUUGAUCUCAGAAUCGAUUUACUUAAAAAGCAGAGGUUAUUGAUGGAAGAGGAAAAUAAACUGCUUCUUGAAAAAAAGAAAUUAGAAAUUUUGCAGAAUAUUGGACCAAACGAUUUUAAACAAUUGGCGAAUUAUGAAAUAGCCUGUUGUCAUAACAAUCCAGCCGAGAUCACUCAACUUAUGGUGCAUUCAACUCCGAAAAAAAAGAAAAAGAAUACUAACAAGUUACCAAAUUUUAAUACACCUUGUAAGAUAAUCUUGUCCGAGAUGAAAGGGGUGCUUAGUAAAUAUGUCAAUGAGGAGAACCACGACAUGCUGAUGUCGCUAAUUUAUUCAGCUAUUAGGAAGCGAAUAGUUAUUGUUCUGGGAGGCAAGACUUUUAUGCCAGCUUCAGACAUUGUACACAUGUAUAGGAUAUGGUAUCCUUACAACACAGAUACGGAUUUACUCGAUGAAUUGUCUAAUACAAUCAGUCAAAGUUGUUGGCCUAAAAAAAAAACUGAAUAUGUAGAAAAUGAUGAUGGAAGUAGUCAAAAUAUGACUGAAAGUAAUAAUGCAGACAAUUCUGAUAAACCAGAUAAUGUGACAGAAGAAUCAUAUAAAGAUAUAGAAGUAAUUGAAGAAGCCGUUAUAAAUAAAGAGUCAGAAGCCAUAGUAGUGACAGAUACAAAGGAUAAGUCAGAUAAAUGUGAAGCGAUAGAAAUAAAAGAUAAGUCAGAUAUAAAAGAGCUCAUAAAAAAUGAAAGUGAAGUAAAUGCUUCGAUUAAUGAAAUUCAAUUAAAAAAUUUGACAAACAUUGAUGAUUUCGUUGAUAUGAAAAAUGAUUUUGAUGAAUGGGAGGACGAUAAUUCGAAGGAGGAAGUGACGGAAGAGUUAUUGUCAGAAGUUGUAAAAUAAAAAAAUCAUUUAAAACAAACACACAACACAAAAGUGAGCAACAAACUUUAGUAAUAUUUUGUCAAGGCAAGGUCACAUUUUUUGGUAUAAUACAAAGAUUAA
Molecule: messenger RNA, 1644 nt
Organism: Vanessa tameamea
Lineage: Eukaryota; Metazoa; Arthropoda; Insecta; Lepidoptera; Nymphalidae
Exons: 6
Coding region: 262-1542 (426 amino acids)
Source: RefSeq, a predicted model, not a curated record